GGAGCGAGGCCAGGGUAGGGUGAGCGGCCUCCGAAGCGGAGCGGGGCUCUGAGGAGACACUUUUUUUUUCCUCCCUCCUUCCCUCCUCUCCUCCUCCCUUCCCUUCCCCUCUCCUCCCCUCUCUCCUCCUUCCCCCCUCGGUCCGCCGGAGCCUGCUGGGGCGAGCGGUUGGUAUUGCAGGCGCUUGCUCUCCGGGGCCGCCCGGCGGGUAGCUGGCGGGGGGAGGAGGCAGGAACCGCGAUGGCGCCUCAGAAGCACGGCGGUGGGGGAGGGGGCGGCUCGGGGCCCAGCGCGGGGUCCGGGGGAGGCGGCUUCGGGGGUUCGGCGGCGGUGGCGGCGGCGACGGCUUCGGGCGGCAAAUCCGGCGGCGGGAGCUGUGGAGGGGGUGGCAGUUACUCGGCCUCCUCCUCCUCCUCCGCGGCGGCAGCGGCGGGGGCUGCGGUGUUACCGGUGAAGAAGCCGAAAAUGGAGCACGUCCAGGCUGACCACGAGCUUUUCCUCCAGGCCUUUGAGAAUCAUGUUUGGAUUUUGUUUCCUAUUACCUAGAGCCAACACAGAUCUAUAGAUUUCUUCGAACUCGGAAUCUCAUAGCACCAAUAUUUUUGCACAGAACUCUUACUUACAUGUCUCAUCGAAACUCCAGAACAAACAUCAAAAGGAAAACAUUUAAAGUUGAUGAUAUGUUAUCAAAAGUAGAGAAAAUGAAAGGAGAGCAAGAAUCUCAUAGCUUGUCAGCUCAUUUGCAGCUUACGUUUACUGGUUUCUUCCACAAAAAUGAUAAGCCAUCACCAAACUCAGAAAAUGAACAAAAUUCUGUUACCCUGGAAGUCCUGCUUGUGAAAGUUUGCCACAAAAAAAGAAAGGAUGUAAGUUGUCCAAUAAGGCAAGUUCCCACAGGUAAAAAGCAGGUGCCUUUGAAUCCUGACCUCAAUCAAACAAAACCCGGAAAUUUCCCGUCCCUUGCAGUUUCCAGUAAUGAAUUUGAACCUAGUAACAGCCAUAUGGUGAAGUCUUACUCGUUGCUAUUUAGAGUGACUCGUCCAGGAAGAAGAGAGUUUAAUGGAAUGAUUAAUGGAGAAACCAAUGAAAAUAUUGAUGUCAAUGAAGAGCUUCCAGCCAGAAGAAAACGAAAUCGUGAGGAUGGGGAAAAGACAUUUGUUGCACAAAUGACAGUAUUUGAUAAAAACAGGCGCUUACAGCUUUUAGAUGGGGAAUAUGAAGUAGCCAUGCAGGAAAUGGAAGAAUGUCCAAUAAGCAAGAAAAGAGCAACAUGGGAGACUAUUCUUGAUGGGAAGAGGCUGCCUCCAUUCGAAACAUUUUCUCAGGGACCUACGUUGCAGUUCACUCUUCGUUGGACAGGAGAGACCAAUGAUAAAUCUACGGCUCCUAUUGCCAAACCUCUUGCCACUAGAAAUUCAGAGAGUCUCCAUCAGGAAAACAAGCCUGGUUCAGUUAAACCUACUCAAACUAUUGCUGUUAAAGAAUCAUUGACUACAGAUCUACAAACAAGAAAAGAAAAGGAUACUCCAAAUGAAAACCGACAAAAAUUAAGAAUAUUUUAUCAGUUUCUCUAUAACAACAAUACAAGGCAACAAACUGAAGCAAGAGAUGACCUGCAUUGCCCUUGGUGUACUCUGAACUGCCGCAAACUUUAUAGUUUACUCAAGCAUCUUAAACUCUGCCAUAGCAGAUUUAUCUUCAACUAUGUUUAUCAUCCAAAAGGUGCUAGGAUAGAUGUUUCUAUCAAUGAGUGUUAUGAUGGCUCCUAUGCAGGAAAUCCUCAGGAUAUUCAUCGCCAACCUGGAUUUGCUUUUAGUCGCAACGGACCAGUUAAGAGAACACCUAUCACACAUAUUCUUGUGUGCAGGCCAAAACGAACAAAAGCAAGCAUGUCUGAAUUUCUUGAAUCUGAAGAUGGGGAAGUAGAACAGCAAAGAACAUAUAGUAGUGGCCACAAUCGUCUGUAUUUCCAUAGUGAUACCUGCUUACCUCUCCGUCCACAAGAAAUGGAAGUAGAUAGUGAAGAUGAAAAGGAUCCUGAAUGGCUAAGAGAAAAAACCAUUACACAAAUUGAAGAGUUUUCUGAUGUUAAUGAAGGAGAGAAAGAAGUGAUGAAACUCUGGAAUCUCCAUGUCAUGAAGCAUGGGUUUAUUGCUGACAAUCAAAUGAAUCAUGCCUGUAUGCUGUUUGUAGAAAAUUAUGGACAGAAAAUAAUUAAGAAGAAUUUAUGUCGAAACUUCAUGCUUCAUCUAGUCAGCAUGCAUGACUUUAAUCUUAUUAGCAUAAUGUCAAUAGAUAAAGCUGUUACCAAGCUCCGUGAAAUGCAGCAAAAAUUAGAAAAGGGGGAAUCUGCUUCCCCUGCAAACGAAGAAAUAACUGAAGAACAAAAUGGGACAGCAAAUGGAUUUAGUGAAAUUAACUCAAAAGAGAAAGCUUUGGAAACAGAUAGUGUCUCAGGGGUUUCAAAACAGAGCAAAAAACAAAAACUCUGAAAAGCUCUAACCCCAUGUUAUGGACAAACACUGAAAUUACAUUUUAGGGAAUUCAUCCUCUAAGAAUUAUGUUUUUGUUUUUAAUCAUAUGUUCCAAACAGGCACUGUUAGAUGAAGUAAAUGAUUUCAACAAGGAUAUUUGUAUCAGGGUUCUACUUCACUUCAUUAUGCAGCAUUACAUGUAUAUCACUUUUAUUGAUGUCAUUAAAACAUUCUGUACUUUAAGCAUGAAAAGCAAUAUUUCAAAGUAUUUUUAAACUCAACAAAUGUCAUCAAAUAUGUUGAAUUGAUCUAGAAAUUAUUUCAUAUAUAAAUCAGAAUUUUUUUGCAUUUAUGAACGGCUGUUUUUCUACUUUGUAAUUGUGAGACAUUUUCUUGGGGAGGGAAAAUUGGAAUGGUUCCCUUUUUUAGAAAUUGAAGUGGUCUUCAUAUGUCAACUACAGAAAAGGAAAAAAAUAGAAAUUGAAGGAUUUUUAUGAAAUUAUAUUGCAUUACUAUUUGCAGUCAAACUUUGAUCCUUGUUUUUGAAAUCAUUUGUCAAUUCGGAAUGAAAAAUUAUAAUGUAAUUUUACAUUACAUAAGUUCCUUUUACAAUUAAAAAAUAGCACUUCUUCAUCUUAUGCCUGUUUGAGAAGAUAUUAAAUUUUCACAUUGUUGACAGUGAAAUGCUAUGUUGGUUUAUAAGAUUACAGACCAUUUGUUUUCAUGUGGAUAAUUUUAGUGCAUUGCUCACCCGGUAUGUUUUUUUUUUUUAACUUGAACAUUUUGCUUGUUUUGUUUUUCUUUUUUAAUUAGAUAAUCACACGGAAAAUUAAGCUGUUCAUAUCUUUAAAUUAGGAUUGCAAACCAAGGAAAGAACGCAUUUGAGAUUUUAAGAUGUCACUUAUAAGGGGAGAAGUGUUCUUAAAAAGUCAACCAGAAAACUGUUAUGCCUUUUAUUUGUUUGCAAGGAUGUCUUUGUAAUGUGUUUCAUGAAUAGAAUAUCCAAUAGAGAUAAGCUGACUUGAAUCAUUUUGAGCAAUUUUGCCCUGUGUUAUAUGUGUUUCACGCACAUAUUUGCAGUUGGAUUUUCUCCAACAGAAAGUGGAUUCACUACUGGCACAUUAACAAGCACCAAUAGGUUUUUAUUCCAACUCCGAGCACUGUGGUUGAGUAACAUCACCUCAAUUUUUUAUUAUCCUUAAAGAUAUUGCAUUUUCAUAUUCUUUAUUUAUAAAGGAUCAAUGCUGCUGUAAAUACAGGUAUUUUUAAUUUUAAAAUUUCAUUCCACCACCAUCAGAUGCAGUUCCCUAUUUUGUUUAAUGAAGGGAUAUAUAAGCUUUCUAAUGGUGUCUUCAGAAAUUUAUAAAAUGUAAAUACUGAUUUGACUGGUCUUUAAGAUGUGUUUAACUGUGAGGCUAUUUAACGAAUAGUGUGGAUGUGAUUUGUCAUCCAGUAUUAAGUUCUUAGUCAUUGAUUUUUGUGUUUAAAAAAAAAUAGGAAAGAGGGAAACUGCAGCUUUCAUUACAGAUUCCUUGAUUGGUAAGCUCUCCAAAUGAUGAGUUCUAGUAAACUCUGAUUUUUGCCUCUGGAUAGUAGAUCUCGAGCGUUUAUCUCGGGCUUUAAUUUGCUAAAGCUGUGCACAUAUGUAAAAAAAAAAAAAAAAAGAUUAUUUUAGGGGAGAUGUAGGUGUAGAAUUAUUGCUUAUGUCAUUUCUUAAGCAGUUAUGCUCUUAAUGCUUAAAAGAAGGCUAGCAUUGUUUGCACAAAAAGUUGGUGAUUCCCACCCCAAAUAGUAAUAAAAUUACUUCUGUUGAGUAAACUUUUUAUGUCAUCGUAAAAGCUGAAAAAAUCCCUUUGUUUCUAUUUAUAAAAAAAGUGCUUUUCUAUAUGUACCCUUGAUAACAGAUUUUGAAGAAAUCCUGUAAGAUGAUAAAGCAUUUGAAUGGUACAGUAGAUGUAAAAAAAAUUCAGUUUAAAAGAACAUUUGUUUUUACAUUAAAUGUUUAUUUGAAAUCAAAUGAUUUUGUACAUAAAGUUCAAUAAUAUAAAAGCUG
Molecule: messenger RNA, 4527 nt
Organism: Homo sapiens (human)
Lineage: Eukaryota; Metazoa; Chordata; Mammalia; Primates; Hominidae
Gene: SUZ12
Product: SUZ12 polycomb repressive complex 2 subunit
Exons: 16
Coding region: 624-2492 (622 amino acids)
Biological process (GO): facultative heterochromatin formation; chromatin organization; negative regulation of transcription by RNA polymerase II
Cellular component (GO): PcG protein complex; protein-DNA complex; nucleus
Molecular function (GO): RNA binding; chromatin binding; sequence-specific DNA binding
Source: RefSeq, a predicted model, not a curated record